CGUGUCGGUUGUCGAUGCGCACCGUUCAAGUCUUUUCUGUGGGCGAAAACCGGUUCCACAAUGGAUUGCUGAUGCGAUGACACCGAUCUCUCUCUUUCAGCACCUCCAUCAAACUGAACAAAGACGCUCCCUUUCGCUUCGUUCAUACCACAAGCCGCGCACAGAGGGACAAAAGGUUCUCUUCCGGUUUAACUUCCACAAAUGAUAGCUGUUGAGAUUUACGAUUAGGGAGGGUGUGAGCAUUCCCAUUUGGUCCACUCUUUUAUGCGCAUCAUGUGGACUUUUGCUGCUAGAGCAACCCGUAAAACAAUCGGCAUCAAGAAUGGCCCUGUAAGGUCAAAUCAAAGUUCUUCAGACUGCUCUGAUGAUGACUUUUCUGUAAACAACAGCAGAGAGGAGGGAUUGGAAUGCCCAAUAUGUUGGGAAUCAUUCAAUAUUAUGGAGAAUGUGCCUUAUGUGUUAUGGUGUGGCCACACUAUGUGUAAGAAUUGCAUCCUGGGGCUGCAGCGUGCUUUGGUCAGACUCCCAACACUGCCAAUCCAGAUUCCAUUCUUUAUUUGUUGUCCCUGGUGUAAUCUAUUAUCUCUCAGGCUGGUUUACAAGGGGAAUCUCAGGUUUCCGAGCAAAAACUUCUUUCUCCUAUGGAUGUUGGAGAGCAUGAAUGGGAAUAGGUCGAAGUCAUGCCACUCCUGCCACGAGGAUAAGCAGUCGGUUUCUUCUCCCAGCAGAAAUUUAACCAAAGAAAAUAAAUCUAGCCCCCGGAACAAUAGGAGGGAUCCAUGCACUCAUCAAGUACAUCAGACUGAGUCCCGCCAAAAUGUAGUCCUCCGCAUCAUUAGCUUCUUUAAUAUUUCAAGUCUUUGCUUAUCAUUCCGUAACUCCUUGAUUUUCUUUGUUCACUUGACGGCCAAGUUCCCACUGAUGCUCGUAUUCCUUCUUAUCGUCUUGUAUGCAAUACCUGCAAGUGCUGUCGUCUUGGCUCUAUACAUUAUCAUCACACUUAUCUUCGCCAUCCCAUCUUUUCUGGUGCUGUACUUUGCUGUCCCCAGUUUGGACUGGUUGGUAAGAGAAAUGGUCACUUGAGUGAGCUCCCAAUAGUUUGCCUUCCUAAUAUUAUAAAGCUUGUAGCAUGACCCUCCUCUCCACGGUAAUCCUCUGGUGGUACAAUUCGACAACGUUGAGCUUAUUGGUUCCUAAAUCAUGGGUUUGAAGUGACACUUACAAACAUUCUACUGCUUGCUUAGUCUUGGAGUAUAGAAAAUGAGAUGUUUGUGGAUGCUGGAAUGUCCUGGAAAUGCCCUACCAGUGUUGUCUUGGUUCAGAAUGUACAUGACCAGAGCUUCUGCAGGAAUAGCUGAUGUAGCUAGGGUGAAGUAUAUAUAAUUGUGAUAUUUUGUAUUUUGCGUAAUCAUUUCUUGCUAAUUGUCGGAUUUGAGGCUUAUAAAACCCCUUGAUGCGUGUAAUAAUUCGUUAGUUGCUAGUUGUGAGAGUUGCUUUUGUUUAUUGAGAAAUCGCGAGAAGAGUGUUGUUUGCGAA
Molecule: messenger RNA, 1536 nt
Organism: Tripterygium wilfordii
Lineage: Eukaryota; Viridiplantae; Streptophyta; Magnoliopsida; Celastrales; Celastraceae
Exons: 2
Coding region: 265-1083 (272 amino acids)
Source: RefSeq, a predicted model, not a curated record